UGGGCCCACGAGCGGAGGAUCCCUUGCUGCAGUACCACUCCAUCUUGCUCCAUCUUCAUCUCCCUCCUGAGCUCCUCAUCUGACUUUCCUUACGAUGCUCGCCAUCAAGAAGCCACGCAAUGCUCGCUCCAAGCGGGCCAUGGACAAGCGCCAGCCGCAACUAAAUGAAGGCGUAAAGUCUGCCCUGAUCGUGAACGCGAGCCACUCUUCUGCCCUCGUCUCCAAGGCGAUCCACCAGCUCUCCACCCUCAAGAAACCCCAUGCAAUCCCUUUUACCAAGAAGAAGUCCAAUGAUGUGAACCCUUUCGUGGAUAGUGGUAGCAUCGAGUUCUGGUGCGCAAAGAACGAUACACCACUGAUGCUCGUGGGUGAUUCAAGGAAGAAGAGGAAAGAUAAUUUGACGUGGAUCAGGCUCUUCGAUGGGAGGGUUUUGGACAUGCUGGAGAUGGGCAUCGACAGCAUGAAGGGCGUCGAGGAGUUCAAGCCACCCACACUCCCCGACAUUGGAUCUCGCCCAAUUUUCCAGUUCAGCGGUCCCCAGUUCUCUGCUGAUGCAGCCUCGCUGUACCCUGCCCACGCUCACCUCAAGUCUCUUCUCCUCGACUUCUACCGGGGAGAGGAGGUGCUGGAGAAUGGAAUUCCAACAGGCGGCAGUGUGGCCCUGCAGAACGGACUGCAAUUCGUCAUCAGCGUCACAGCAGGUCCCAUUGACGAGCAGACCGGCGGUGCAGGUAGCUCGACAGGACAGGGUACCUCACUGGCAGAUCUCUACGCAGCAGGCGCUGCCUCUUCGAGCACCAAUGGCAUCGGAUCUUCUUCCUCUCCCUCCAUCGACACCUCGGCAUCGGGUGCCAAGAUCUACUUCCGGACCUACUCCCUCGUAGUGCCUCCCAAGACGCCCGCCCGUGCUAUCCCGAGCAGCUUCGAACUGCACGAAUGCGGGCCCACCUUUGACUUCACCCUGCGCAGAAGACAAGCGGCGGAUGCUACGCUGCUGUCGCACUCGCUCAAGAGGGGCAAGACACAGGCGGAGAAGAAUCGACAGGGCAAGAGCGAUACGUACAAGAAGAACAUCGAGACGGACGAGAUGGGAGACAUGGUCGGUAGAAUCCAUGUUGGCAAGCAGGACUUGACCAAUCUACAGACGAGGAAGAUGAAGGGUCUCAAGGCAGGCAAGGAAGAGGAUGAGGAUGAGGAUGACAGCGACGAGGAGCUGGAAGCCUUGUCGGAAGACGAUGACGAUGAGGAAGAUGCGUACAUGGGACUGGGUAAUGACAGUGAUGAGGAUGAAGAAGAAGAAGACGAGGACGAAGAGCUGGAGAUGGAACAGCUAGCUGCGGGCUCUGCCGAUGAGGAUGAUGAGCCGGCCGAGUCUGCACCGAAGGGCGCAGCAAAUGGUAAGAAGAGGGGACGGAAGGCUUGA
Molecule: messenger RNA, 1423 nt
Organism: Microstroma glucosiphilum
Lineage: Eukaryota; Fungi; Basidiomycota; Exobasidiomycetes; Microstromatales; Microstromataceae
Product: Brix-domain-containing protein
Exons: 2
Coding region: 95-1423 (442 amino acids)
Biological process (GO): ribosomal large subunit assembly; maturation of LSU-rRNA from tricistronic rRNA transcript (SSU-rRNA, 5.8S rRNA, LSU-rRNA)
Cellular component (GO): nucleolus
Molecular function (GO): rRNA binding
Source: RefSeq, a predicted model, not a curated record